AUGGAGGAGGAGCUGCCGCCAAAUAACAACAUCAUGGGUUAUGCGAUCAUCAGCCUUUGUCUAUUGAUCGCGACCGUCGCUCUUUUGCUUCGUGCUAUCUGGGUGGUAUAUCUCGCUCUUGGCUAUCAAUUAGGCCAAAACCCUGGCCUUUUUGUUCACAUGGCCGACUUGACAGAACUCCUCUCCGACGACCCCAGCUUGUUGCUACCUUUCUUCCGGACUUUGAAGCUGCUCUGUGUCAUUCUGAGUAUUUACAUGGUAUUUCUCAAAUCAGCCAUCUUGCUGGAAUGGAUCCGUAUCUUCGCAUUAGGAAGCAGACGAGGCGCGGAGUUUUGGGCUGUGUACAUGACCCUCGGGGCUAACAUAAUUUUCUACACGUGUGUUAUUAUGAUGGAGAGUACAUCUUGUACUCCAUUUGCAUACAACUGGGAUAAGCGGAUUGGGGGCCAUUGCAAUGUGUUCAACUCGCCCUUGAUUGGCAUUGUCACGUCAAGCUUCAACUUGGCUACGGACGUAGUCAUUUUCAUCAUUCCACAAAAGGUCAUUUUCAGUCUUCAAAUGUCCACUCACAAGAAAGUUGGAGUCUCGGUUGUGUUUGCGAUUGGUGUUAUUGGUAUAAUCGCGGCUGCGGUGCGAACCACAUACAUGAUCAGACUCAUGCUCGCGAUUGAAGACGAUAUGACAUACUAUUUCUCUUCCGUGUUAAUGACCUGCGCCGGCGAGGGUGCCAGUAUCAUACUGGUUAUGUGCUGUCCGAUCCUGCCGCGUGCAGUUGGAUCAUUGGCCUCAACUUUCUCGACGAUCGGUUCCUGGACCACCUCUUCGGGAGACUGGCUGAAAGGUUCAAUGAGCACCAAAGAACGAACAUCUUCAUCACAAUGCUUGCCUAGACAUGGGUGCGUAUCUACCAAAGAUACAGACUCAACUCUGCUCACAGAUGAGGUCCGAUUAGUGCCCCUUUCAGGUUUGGAGCGGAAAGCCGAAGUAGUUGGAAACUCCCCAGAUCGUUUUAAAAGAGCCAUGUAUACUAGGCAGUUUGGACAGCGUGGAAUUGUUUGUGAGACACAAGUACAGGUUGACAGUACUUACAUUGGUCAGCCCCUAGGAGGGACAAUUCAUACGACCCGUGGGUGA
Clonostachys rhizophaga is the source of this 1134-nucleotide messenger RNA. NCBI's taxonomy places the organism in Eukaryota, Fungi, Ascomycota, Sordariomycetes, Hypocreales, Bionectriaceae. The record is from the annotation of a GenBank genome assembly.